AUGGCGAGGUUCAACCUGUACUACGCCAUGAACGUCUUCAUCAUUGCCGGCGGGUCCAUCCCCAAAGGCUAUGACGAGGGAGGCUUCGCCGCCGCCUCGGGCCUCGACUCGUUCCUCAACGACUUCCACCUGGCGCGCAGCGGGCGCUGGACCAGCGCCUCGUCGCCCGCCCAGCUGGCCUCGCGCCGCGCCGUCGUCACCUCGCUCGGCGUCCUGGGCGCCGCCGCCGGGGCCGUCGUCGCGUGCCUCAUCACCGACCGCAUCGGCCGCCUGCGCGCGUGGCAGGCCUUUGCCGUCCUGUGGAUGACGGGCUUCUUCGCUGCCACCUUUGCCUCGGGCAACCUCGGCUUGUUGCUGUUUGCGCGCAUCUGGGGCGGUGUUGGGGCCGGUGGGCUGACGGUUGUCGCGCCGCUCUAUCUGGCCGAGAUUGCGCGCACUUCUUCGAGGGGCAUGAUUGUUUCCGUUUACAUGGUUAUUCUCCUGUCGUUUCUCAUGGUUGGCUUCUUCGUCAACUACGCCGUUGUCAUGACGUUGCCCUCGACGCGUGAGCAGUACCGCGUGGUGCUGGCCGUCCCCCAGAUCCCCGUCGGCCUCAUGCUCAUCGCCUCCAUCCGCCUCAAAGACACCCCCCGCUGGCUGGCGUACAAGGGCAAAAAAAGUGAAGCGGCCGAGGCGCUGGCCCUCCUGCGAGGCUUGCACGAGAAUGACCCCGAGGUAACAAGGGAGCUUCAAGAGAUUCAAAGGCAGAUCUCGGCCGAGGACCAGCUGCUGGGCGACGCGUCGACGUGGACCAUUGUCAAGGAGGUGGCGACGGAGGCGAGCUACCGGCGCCGCUUCCUGCUGGGCGUGCUGAUGCAGACGGUGGCGCAGUGGAGCGGCGGCAACGGCAUCACCUACUACAUACCCGAGAUCUUUCGGCUGGCGGGCGUCACGAGCAAGCGGAACUCGCUGGUGACGGCGGGCUCGUACGGGGCCACCAAGCUCAUCUUCACCGUCAUCUUCACGUGGGGGCUCAUCGACUACUUCGGGCGGCGGCGCUGCUUCAUGACCGGGCUGGCGCUGCAGUUCAUCACGCACGUCUACAUGGCCAUCUACAUGGCGCUGUGGCGCGACUCGGGCAACCGCGCGGCGUCGGACGCGGCCGUGGCCUCGGUCUUUGUCUACGCCGUGGGCUGGUCCAUUGGCCUCUGCACGGUGCAGUACCUGUACGGCACCGAGAUCCUGCCGACGCGCGUGCGCAGCGUGUGCUACGCGACGAACAUGGCCAUCCACUGGCUCUACCAGUUCGCCGUCGUGUGCGUCACGCCCACCCUCUUCCGCCGCCUCAACGUCUGGGGCGCCUACGUCUUCUGGGCCUGCGUCUGCGCCGUCGGGCUCGUUGUCCUGGGCUUGUGGGCGCCCGAGACCAAGGGCGUGCCCUUGGAGCGCAUGGGCGAGCUGUUCAAAGGGCCCUGGUACGAGGGCUGGCGCGCCAAAAUUUCGCCGCCGAGCGGGGACGUCCCGCUGUCGGCCUUUCGGCGCGGGGAGAGAGCGUCAUGA
This is a messenger RNA of Hirsutella rhossiliensis, 1539 nucleotides long. RefSeq names its product sugar transporter domain-containing protein. NCBI's taxonomy places the organism in Eukaryota, Fungi, Ascomycota, Sordariomycetes, Hypocreales, Ophiocordycipitaceae. The transcript is spliced from 3 exons. Bases 1 to 1539 code for a protein of 512 amino acids. The record is from RefSeq and is a predicted model, not a curated record. Gene Ontology annotation, cellular component: membrane. Gene Ontology annotation, biological process: transmembrane transport; carbohydrate transport. Gene Ontology annotation, molecular function: carbohydrate:proton symporter activity.